Molecule: messenger RNA, 3360 nt
Organism: Striga asiatica
Lineage: Eukaryota; Viridiplantae; Streptophyta; Magnoliopsida; Lamiales; Orobanchaceae
Source: the annotation of a GenBank genome assembly
AUUUAACACUCAAAUUAUUAACAUCAAAUUCACCAGAUUAUCCACGUCUCACAAAUCACAAUUGAAGAAGAGCUUGGCGAUCAACAUAAGCUUAUAAGCUUCAGGUGCAAUUGUCGGCGGUGAAUCAUGAUGGAAAUCUAGUUUUUCGACAAGUCCAGACGAUGGAUUAUCGAAGAGUAAAAAGAGCUGGACGCUUUCGCUGGGAAGUGUUAAUCGAGUGGUAGGAAUUGUCGGAAGAGGAAGCGACAUGGGAGAACUUACAACAUAUCCACAACCAAUUCACCAACUUUAUGAGGACAAGAAUAUACUUGAAGGGGACAAAAAUGAUGCGGACGAGGGCCGACGCUUAAGAACGCAUACAACCAACAACGACGAGCUCAUAUCAAGGCACAGGGAUAACAUCUAGCAUGGGCGCACAGCGGCUCGGGGGAGCAGGCCACCAUAGUGACGGGCUCGAGCAAUUGAGUUCGGACGAGGAGCUGAUCGUGUUUUAUUUAUUCUAGAGGGUGAUUCCGUUUAGUUUAUCAUUUGUUAGGACCUAUUUAUAAUUUUCAGUAUUCUUCCUUGUAUUGGCCGAAAAUCUCGGCAUAUUUUGUGCCGACGGCCGUCCGCGGUAUCACAAUUCAUACGAUCUUCAUCAAGCUGAAGCUCUUCUUUUGAACUGUGUUGUCUAUUUACGUUGGACGGUCUAAUUGCUAUUGUCUUGCGCCAGUGAGACGCUAUGCUGUUUAUCCAAUCCUAUUCUCUCUUCCUUCUACUGAUACUUCGUUUUUUGAGGCAGUGAAGCGUGGAGUUCGUCGUUUUUCAAAACAAUAUGGACCUUGUAGAAAUUGCCUGAAUUUGUAAACUACUUCAAUUUCCCUUUGCAGAGUUUGCCUGUGAAUUGAGGAUAUGAGAUACUCGUCGGAAUUCAUUACACACGGGAUAUCACAGCUUGGAGUUUAGCAUUACUUGCAUUUCCCUCAGCAAUGGGCUACUCUCUCAAAAUUCAGACCUUAAUUCAGAUUGUGAAAAGGAAAUGGCUGCUGUUGGUGGGGUUGGUUGUUCUUACUCAUUUGCUCUGUCAGUCUUUGCUGCUUACUGAGUCACCCAAGCACUCUCCUUCUCUUAAGACCUUGACUAUUGACAUUCAUCAUGAGGAUAGUGCCUCAAGUCUCCAUAAUGAAUCUCUAUCUGUGAGGCGAGUGAAGAGCACAAGAAUUCGUGACAUGGAUGCUGAGGAUAAUGAGGGAUUUAUGAAAAUUGACAAGGAAGAUAAAACGGAUUCUGAUUUGGAUGCCAAUGGCAUUGAUGAUGAUAUUAAUUUUGUUGAGGAUGAAACCCUAGGUAAUGUGAAUAUGGACGUGGGGAAGGAUUAUAUGAUUAAGCCAAGUGAUAGGGAGCAUGAUCAUCAUCGUUCUUUGCAAGUUGGGAAAAAUGUAUCUAGCCGGAGAUUUUCUCUGGGUCAACUCACGAAGGUGAAUUCAGCUGCUGUCUUAGAUUCAGAAAGUAGUAAGAUUUCGGACAAAGAUGUCAUCAGCAGUUCUGCUUCUUUAUCGCCUUUGGUUGUCUCACCAGCUAAACCUUUGUUGAUUGAAUCCGCGGUUCAGAAAGAAUCAGAAUCUGUAAUUAACCUAUCAAUGUCCAACAAGAUUGUUAAGAAUGUUAAGAAGAAGAUGAGAUGUGAUAUGCCGCCUAAAACUGUUACAUCAGCAGAAGAGAUGGAAAAGUUAUUAGUCCGGCACCGAGCUCGGUCACGUGCAAUGAGACCGAGAUGGUCUUCAGAGCGUGACCAGGAAAUCCUAUCUGCAAAACAAAAGAUUGAAAAUGCCCCUGUUUUGAAGAGUGAUCGGGAACUAUAUGCUCCUCUAUUUCGAAAUGUUUCCAUGUUCAAGAGGAGCUAUGAACUCAUGGAACGCGUGCUGAAGAUAUAUGUAUACAAGGAAGGUGAUAAGCCUAUCUUCCAUCAGCCAAUACUCAAAGGAUUAUAUGCAUCCGAAGGAUGGUUCAUGAAACUAAUGGAGGGGAAUAAAAAUUUUGUUGUUAAAGAUCCAAGGAAGGCUCAUCUGUUUUACAUGCCAUUCAGUUCACGAAUGCUGGAAUACACACUAUACGUACGUAAUUCCCAUAACCGGACAAACCUACGCCAAUAUUUGAAGGAUUAUUCAGAAAAGAUUGCAGCAAAAUACCGAUUCUGGAACAGAACUGGCGGAGCAGAUCAUUUUCUUGUUGCCUGUCAUGACUGGGCUCCGUACGAGACGCGUCACCACAUGGAACACUGCAUCAAAGCCCUCUGCAAUGCUGAUGUCACCACAGGCUUUAAAAUCGGGAGAGAUGUCUCCCUUCCAGAAACAUAUGUCCGUUCAGCUCGAAAUCCUCUAAGAGAUCUCGGGGGAAAGCCACCUUCUCAGAGACAAACACUCGCAUUUUACGCAGGAAGCAUGCACGGCUACCUCCACCCAAUCUUGCUCGAACACUGGGAGAACAAGGAGCCAGAUAUGAAAAUGCUGGGCCGAAUGCCAGCUGGCGUUGCCAGCAAGAUGAACUACAUACAGCUUAUGAAAAGCAGCAGAUACUGCAUCUGCCCAAAGGGCUAUGAAGUCAACAGUCCGAGAAUAGUUGAGGCUAUAUUUUACGAGUGUGUUCCGGUUAUAAUCUCUGAUAACUUUGUUCCCCCGUUCUUUGAGGUGAUGAAUUGGGAUGCGUUCUCGGUGAUUAUUGCCGAGAAAGACAUCCCGAAUUUGAAAAUCAUACUUGCCUCGAUAUCUGAGAAGAAGUAUCUUGACAUGCAGUUGAAUAUCCGGAAAGUCCAACGGCAUUUUCUGUGGCACCAAAGGCCCAUUAAGUAUGACCUCUUUCACAUGACCCUUCACUCAAUCUGGUACAAUCGUGUUUUUCAGAUCAAACCAAGGUGACAAUUGAGGCCACCUUCUUAGUGUGUAAAAAUGUGAAGGACAGAGGUGGAUAAAGUAAUAAAGACUGCAUGGAGAAAAUCAUGCAUUUGUCCUUCAGUUUUAGUUUAUUCAAGUAUAUGCUGCAGUCAUGGAGUCCAGAGGGUGGUCAAAAGACUUCCACCAGUAUUAUGUUGUAUUGUACUUGUACUGUUGGGAGUGAGUUUUGUACAGAAAUUAGUGUGUGUUGUGUGGUGUGUUGUUUCUGUAUGUAUAUAUGUAUAUUGUGAUUGUUAAUUAAGUUUCUGAUUUUGUAUCAUUUUACAAAACGUGAAAUGUUGCUGGAAAUCUUAAGAUCAUAAGAACAAGUUUAAAUUCCUGAGAUUUGUUCACUUGCAUGAUUUUCCUAGGAGAUCAGUUGCAUAUAUAUCUAGCGAUUGUUGAUCUUGUUCUGUCUAAUGUUUCUUGGUAUAAUUGCCGAACUAUGAAG